CAUUCGCCGGUUUGGACAAGUAGUCAAAACAUGUUGUCGGCGUGCGGCCGUGUAUAUGCAAACAUGACCUUCUGUUUUUGCCACAGGAAACAUAUGCUUUUCCUUAUAUGCACAAUUUUGACUUUAGUAACGCAAUCCCUAAGUAUUGGCGAGGUUAUCUGGGCCGUGAACUGUGGGGGAGAAGGCCACACCGAUAUCAAUGGUAUCCGGUACGAAACAGAUUCGCUUAAAGUCGGGAUCUCAUCUGACUAUGGAAAAACAUUGAUGGUUUCACGGGUGGUCGCUCAGGACCAGAUCUUGUACCAGACUGAGCGAUAUCACAUGUCAACGUUUGGUUACGAAAUUCCACUCAGCGGAGACGGUGAAUAUGUCCUUGCCCUCAAAUUCUGUGAAGUUUGGUUCACAUCACCAAAUCAAAAAGUAUUUGAUGUCACAUUGAAUGGAGAACACACUGUUGUGGAUGAACUGGAUAUUUACAGUAAAGUCGGACGGGGAGUGGCACAUGACGAACUUAUAGAAUUCACAAUUAGAUCAGGGAAACUCAAAGUCAACGGCGAAACAUCCAAAAUCAACAGCAAACUAUUAGUAGAAUUUAUGAAGGGAGAUUAUGAUAAUCCGAAAAUUAAUGCAAUAUAUUUAAUGAAGGGAACAAUAGACGGUAG
This is a messenger RNA of Mizuhopecten yessoensis (Yesso scallop), 662 nucleotides long. RefSeq names its product malectin-like. The annotation marks the transcript as partial. The transcript is spliced from 3 exons. Gene Ontology annotation, molecular function: carbohydrate binding. Gene Ontology annotation, cellular component: membrane. Lineage: Eukaryota; Metazoa; Mollusca; Bivalvia; Pectinida; Pectinidae. The record is from RefSeq and is a predicted model, not a curated record.